GACCUCAAGCAUCAACUUCAAUCUACAGAGACCGAUAGCAGAAACUAGGAGUUAGUAACAAUGGGAGCGGGCACGGCUGAAAACAGCGAAGCUCUCAAGUUCGAAGAGAGUUUUGUUCAGAGCGAAGAGCAUCGUCCCAAGCGUUUAUCUGCUUCUCCUCACGAUAAUGUCAAAAUACCACUUAUAGACUUGGAAAAGAGCUCCGCAGAGGAUGUGGAAAAGGCGUGCAGAGAGUGGGGAUUCUUCCACCUUGUCAACCAUGGCUUUCCAGACCAUCUUCUCCGCCGCGUAGAGUCCGCUGCAGCCGAUUUCUUCUCGUUGCCGGUGGAAGAAAAGAGACAAGUUUCCAGAGAUGCUGAAAACCCCUUGGGCUACUUUAAUACAGAGCUUACAAAAAAUGUGAGGGAUUGGAAAGAGGUUUUCGAUUUUGUGCCGCGUGAGGAAAUCCAAUUGCCGGCAUCUGGUGAUGCCCAUGACCUUGCCACAUACACCAUCAAAAACCAGUGGCCGAACAGCCAUGAGGAUUUCAGAGAUGCUUGCCUAGCUUACGCAGAGGCUGCGAGGGAGGUGUCGUUUAGGGUGCUAGAAUUAAUAGCACGGAGCCUUGGUUUACCUGACAUUCACCUGAACGAGUAUUUCAAAGAUGAUAUAAGCUUCGUGCGCCUGAAUUGUUACCCGCCAUGCCCGGCCCCUGAGCUGGCACUAGGCGUGGGCAGGCACAAAGAUGCCGGUGCCGUCACCCUUCUUCACCAAGAUGAGGUGGGUGGACUGGAGGUGAAGCGCAAGGACAAUGGUCACUGGCUCCCCGCUCAACCGGUGCCCAAAUCCUUCGUUGUCAAUGUAGGAGAUUGCAUACAGGUGUGGAGCAAUGACAGGUACGAGAGCGUAGAGCAUAGAGUGGUGGCGAAUGAUAGCCGAAGACGCCUGUCCAUUCCAUUUUUCUUUAAUCCUUCCCACUAUGUGAACGUGAAGCCUUUGGAGGAGUUGGUGAGUGAAGAGAAUCCUCCCAAGUAUACGGAGUACAACUGGGGAAAGUUUUAUAAGCGGAGGAAAGAUGGCAAUUUUAAAAACCUGGGAGUUGAGAAUCUGCAAAUCUACCACUUUAGAAUCUGACUGCUACGAGAUAAGUGACAUGGGAUCACCUAUUGUUACGAACAAAAAUGUCUUUCAACAUAAGCUGCUAUUAACGAGUAAAGUCUCUCAGAUGAAUAAUUUGUAAAUAUGGUAAGAUAUAUUAGUCAUGGUGUAUAGGGCGAUUGCAGCUUCACGCUGUCUUCUAUGGAAUGCUGUUAUGUCUGCUCCUUCAAGGUGAUUAAAUAUUGUGUUGAUGGUACUUUUAAUGUGCCCUUAAAGGUUUGAAAUUCUAGAAUGGGUUUUGUGCUCAUGUAAAUAGUUUCCACAAGGUCUUGAGUGAUGAAUUUUGAGACUCCUAGUUGAGAUUGUCAAAGGAAUAUUGUCUGGUCAGAGAUAUAACCAAAUCAAUGAGUUAGGGCAGGUUUCAA
Messenger RNA from Cryptomeria japonica (Japanese cedar), 1502 nucleotides. Its product is annotated as 1-aminocyclopropane-1-carboxylate oxidase 5. The record is from RefSeq and is a predicted model, not a curated record. The transcript has 3 exons. Gene Ontology annotation, molecular function: dioxygenase activity. Bases 61 to 1113 code for a protein of 350 amino acids. NCBI's taxonomy places the organism in Eukaryota, Viridiplantae, Streptophyta, Pinopsida, Cupressales, Cupressaceae.